Molecule: messenger RNA, 809 nt
Organism: Macrosteles quadrilineatus (aster leafhopper)
Lineage: Eukaryota; Metazoa; Arthropoda; Insecta; Hemiptera; Cicadellidae
Product: protein lethal(2)essential for life-like
Exons: 5
Coding region: 162-734 (190 amino acids)
Biological process (GO): response to heat; protein refolding
Molecular function (GO): protein folding chaperone
Source: RefSeq, a predicted model, not a curated record
GUGAUCCAAAUAUAGUUCUGUGUGUAAGUGUGUGUUGGUGUGUGAGUAUAGAGGUAGUGGGAGUUUCUCAUUUACAUAAAUAGCACCAACAUAAACAAGCGCAUCAGUAUUCUCUGAGAUUCUGCAUUUACAACUAGAAACAACUCUGACUACACAGCAAAAUGUCUCUGGUGCCACUUCUGUUCCGUGAUUGGUGGGAUGAGUUUGACAGGGAACGUCCAUCCCGUUUGCUUGAUCAACAUUUCGGACUCGGACUGCGACGGGACGAUUUGUGGAACAGUUUUGCCCCAUCAAGUCUGAGACCAGCUGGUGGUUACUUUAGACCCUGGAGGGCUCCUCUUGCUCGGUCUAACAGUGGGACUUCUAGCCUAGUCGCUGAGGCUGAUAAAGUACAGGUGAUAUUAGACGUACAGCAGUUCAGUCCUAACGAGAUCACUGUCAAGACAGCCGACAACUACGUGAUUGUUGAAGGCAAACACGAGGAGAAGCAAGACGAGCACGGGUUCAUCUCCAGACACUUUGUCCGCAGAUAUCUGCUACCAAAGGAUGUUGAAGUGAACAACAUCACAUCAUCCCUCUCGUCUGACGGAGUACUCACCAUCUCUGCUCCGAAAAAGAUGCUGCAGGAAGGUGGAGAGAGAUCAGUCCCCAUAAUACAGACGGGGGCUCCAGCACUGAAGCCAGCCCCCAACUCUGCCCCCCAUGAGACCAACAUCAAGAUUGAACAGCAGUAAAACCCUGCAAAACUCUGUAAAGCUUUUAUUUUUGUAAAAUGACUAUUUUCAUAAAUAAUAUAUUUUUUACUACUA